This is a messenger RNA of Physella acuta, 759 nucleotides long. Its product is annotated as large ribosomal subunit protein bL9m. The record is from RefSeq and is a predicted model, not a curated record. Lineage: Eukaryota; Metazoa; Mollusca; Gastropoda; Physidae. Gene Ontology annotation, cellular component: ribosome. Gene Ontology annotation, molecular function: structural constituent of ribosome. Gene Ontology annotation, biological process: translation.
UUGUCAGUGAGGAUGGCCCUACCAGUGAAGGUACUGAGUAAUGCUGCCAGAGUUUGUCCCAGACUGCAGCCCAGUCUUUGUUUAGCUGCAUGCGUAACCAGGCAACAGACAAGGAACCACACCAUCGUAAUGGAGCGUGUCAUACCCAUCCCACCUGGUAAAGAUGGUGGCCUACCAAAUGUUCGGGAUAUGAAUGAACUUUAUAAAAUACUUCGUCAUGUGAAGACAGUGUACUACCCCAGUCAGAUGUCCUGCAUUCUCACUGACUUUGUGGAAGGUCUAGGCAUUAGAGGGGAUGUUGUCAAGGUGAAGAGGAACAUGUUCCAUGAUCAGCUGUUCCCUGCUGGACUGGCUGUCUAUGCUUCUCCGCAGAACUUGAAGGAGUUUGAGGAGGAGAGGAAGGCUCUGGGUAUUGAAAAGGCAGAGACCAGAUUGGGCGUGCUUGCAAGGAUGACCAUGAAAGAAUUGAACCACAUGAACCUACAAAUCCCAAUGAAUGAAAAUGUGGAGUGGGUACUCACUAAAGAACAUGUGCAAGUAGCAUUCAGGACUCAGGGUGUGGAGAUGCUGGAACAAUGUAUCCAACUGCCAGAGGAGGAGAUUACAACUUUUCAAGACUUGACUGUCAAGGUCACGAUCAAUGGUCUAGAGACAGUGACAGUAAAAGCUACCAUUGUCCCCAUCUCUGAGAAGUUUGUCACACCUGCUUCUAAGAUAGGAAAGCUAAAAAAAUAGUUGUUUGUGUUAAUAUUGGGAGGG